This is a messenger RNA of Branchiostoma floridae (Florida lancelet), 2443 nucleotides long. Its product is annotated as kelch-like protein 24. NCBI's taxonomy places the organism in Eukaryota, Metazoa, Chordata, Leptocardii, Amphioxiformes, Branchiostomatidae. The record is from RefSeq and is a predicted model, not a curated record. The transcript has 2 exons. Bases 90 to 1787 code for a protein of 565 amino acids. Gene Ontology annotation, molecular function: protein binding.
GCCGAGAUCAGAUCUUCUGCGGGUCCCCAGCCAGCUUCAUUCCCGGAAAACUGGGACAAGAACUACUACAGUGUCAGAAUCAGACUACCAUGGCGGCAGCUCAGAGGUCACAGAAGUCGCUUGACUUCUGCCAUGAUACCCACUCAACUGCCCUCUUGCAAGGUUUGCAGGAACUGCGAUCAGACAACUUGCUGGUAGAUGUCAUCCUUUCUGUUUCAGGGAAAGAGAUCCCAUGCCACAGAAAUGUACUCGCUGCUUGCAGUGGAUAUUUUCGUGCAAUGUUCUGCAAUGGACAUCGUGAGAGCAAGGAGCAUAAGGUUACCAUUCACGAGGCCAGCCCCAGUACCUUGCAGCUUCUUGUUGACUAUGCCUACACGUCAAAGGUGACCAUCACAGAGGACAAUGCUGCAGAACUGAUGGAAGGGGCCAGUUUCUUCCAGGUUCCACCAGUCAGGGAAGCUUGCAUAAAGUUCCUGUCAGACAAUCUAAACAUCAAAAACUGUAUGAAAGUGGUAAUCUUAGGUGGCAUGCUGGACCUCAAUCUUGAGGCAGAUGCACUGUCAUAUGCCAUGAAAGAGUUUGCAGCAGCCUGCAAGACACUGGAGUUCCUUGAUUUGACAAAGGAGCAGCUAAUAAAGCUCAUCUCAUCAGAUGACCUUAAUGCUCCAGAAGAAACUGUGUACAUGGCAGUGAUGAAGUGGAUCAACCAUGACACUAGUAAGAGGAAGAAGGAGAUGAGAGAGCUGAUGGAGCUGGUCAGGUUCCCCUUCAUGGACAAGAUGUACUUCAUGGAGAAGGUGGAGACAGACAAGGUCAUAUGCAAAUGUUGCCCAGACAUCAUUUCAGAAGGUCGGAAGUAUCAUAUAUUCCCAGGGGAGGUCCAGUCACCCCGCACCCGCCCCCGCUGUGUCAGUGGUCUGAAGGAGGCAGUAGUGGUCAUCGGAGGGAUUGAGAGACUUGCAGUGGGAGGAAACCAUUCAGUUUACAGCAACUCCAUCCAGAUGACACACUCAUCUGCACCAUCAAGUGAAAGUUGGGUUCCUAUGACCACAAUGAGGAGGAAUAAUGACCGUGGAUUUGCAGUGGCUGUUUUGGGCACAAGUGACAUUGUAAUGUCCGUUGGUGGGCGUCAGUGUGGCGAUGUUUGGUUGUAUCACACAAGACUUGACUCCUGGUCAAAACUUGCUCCUAUGAACAUGGCAAGGUCCUUUCACAAGCUUGCAGUGAUUCAAGGUAAAGUGUAUGCAAUUGGUGGGACAAGCAAAGACGGUAUAACAUCCAGUGUGGAAGUCUAUGACCAAAGUCUGAACAAGUGGACUGAAGGUGUUCCCCUCCCACAGCCAAGAGGAGCGCAUGCAGCUGCAGUGUUAGAUGGCAGUAUACAUGUGAUAGGUGGACGUGAUGCUGAGGAGAAGCCAAUGUGUACAGUGUACCGCUUCAGCCCAGGAGACUGCCAGUGGUAUUCAGCUAGGGACAUGCCUAAGACAGCUUCCUUUAUUACUGCUUCAGUUCUCAAUGAUAGCAUCUAUGUUGCUGGGUUUCCCUUAAAUGUGCUGUGUUACAGGCCUCAGGAGGACUUGUGGACUGCUGUAACCCAUGCUGGUGCUGGACCGAGGUGCGGUAUGACUGUCUUUGGUGGUGAGAUUUACAUCUAUGGGGGCUAUAAGUGGGGCAAUAUAACAAGUGAAGUUUUUUGGCUUAAUCGCCAAGGCAAGUCACUUGAGUGGGUGGGAACCAUGCCUAAGGGUUUGUAUGGGCAUGUUUGUGUCACCAUAUUUAAGGGGUGAUGUAGAGGUUAGUUCCCCUUGGUGCCAUCCAAUUUCUGCCGGAGCCCCUAUGCUUGCAUCCCUAAAAAAACUGGUGGUAAAUCAAAUGGUUUCUGUUCAUUCGGACCCUUGUACUUGUAGUGUCUAGUGGGAAAUAGGGCAGCAAGUUUCUAAUGCUGUUUUAGUAGGAGGGAUUUUCAUGGAGCCUGUACUAGUCUUUAUGUUUUACAUGUGUAGCCUUUUGUAAUACUGUCAGUAGGAAGUAUUGAACAACAAAGGUUACAUGUAUAUUCUAAAUUGAAUAACAUUCGUAAUUGGUAGACUAGCUUUGAAUAUUGUAAUUAGAAUCCCAACGUUGAUGAUUGAUAGGGCAUAUCCUUUCAAAAGGCACUUGGUAUUUAAGUAUGUGUAUUCUGUAAAGGGAAGAACACUAGAAGAAAUAGUGACUAGUGUUUGAUAUAUAGGAUCUAUGAUAUAUCUUUGGCUAUUUUUCUAUACUUGAUGGUCAGUUUGCUGCAACAGAAAAGCAUUGUUCAUACAUCUGCUUUGAUUAAAUCUUGGUACUGGUAGUGUGCUGGAUUGCUUGUUGUUGUGGGUUCAAAAUGUUUUGCAAUUUUUUAAUUUUUUUUCACCCUGUCACAUCAUUUUUUCCUGCAUAAAAUCUAAAACCCAACAAA